GCCGCGGUUGGCAGACGGCCGGCGGGGACGGGAAAAGGCCGGUGUUUCCUCUGGGGGAAGGCCGGCCCCGGGGAGGUGCGGGAGCUCCGCAGCGGUGGCCGCGAUGCGGGCCGCCUGGGUGCUGCUGCCGGCGCUGGCCGCCCUGUCCGCCUACUACGUGUACCUGCCGCUGCCCGGCACCCUGUCGGAUCCAUGGAAGCUGAUGCUGCUGGAUGCCACCUUCCGGGCGGUGCAGCAGACGUGUCACCUGAUUCACUAUCUGAGACUCAGCCACCACUUGAUAGUUCUGAAUUACUUGAUAUGUACCUUUGACAAGCUGAAGUCUGUCUCCUCCGAAGACAUUAACAUCACGGAUGCUGUUUUUGACGGGGUGGAAGUCAGGGUGUUUGAACCUCCUGCCAAGGGAGAUGAAAGGCUCAAGCGCAGCGUUGUUUACAUCCACGGAGGGGGCUGGGCCUUGGCAAGUGCAAGAACAAGCCUCUAUAACAAUCUCUGCAGAAUCAUGGCUGAAUCUCUCAACGCUGUCGUUGUCUCAGUUGAAUACAGGCUGGUACCAGAGGUGUGCUUCCCCGAGCAGUUCCAUGACGCUCUUCGUGCUACUAAGCAUUUUUUGCAGCCUGAUGUCUUGGCUGAGUACUCAGUUGACCCAAAUCGGAUCGCAAUUUCUGGCGACAGCGCAGGAGGAAAUUUGGCAGCUGCUGUGUGUCAGCAGCUUAGCCAAGAUGAACAUCUGACCAUCAGACCCAAACUGCAGGCCUUAAUUUAUCCAGUCCUUCAGGCAUUUGACUUCAAUACACCUUCUUACCAGCAGAACAUGAACAUGCCCGUUCUUCCACGUUACGUCAUGAUCAGCUACUGGAUAGACUAUUUCAAUGCUAAUUAUGACUUGGCUCACUCCCUGCUGAUUAACAACCACACCGCUCUUGACGUUGGCCAAGCCCACUCUUUCAGAGGACGUCUCAACUGGACGUCCCUCCUGCCUUCGUCCUUCAAGAAGAACUACAAGCCUGUGGUACAAACCACGGGGGAGGCUGAGAUCAUCCAGCAGAUUCCAGCGUUGCUGGACGUGCGGGCUGUCCCGCUUCUGGCGGAAAAUGAAAUCCUGAGGCUGCAGCCAAAGACCUACGUCCUCACCUGUGAGAACGACGUCCUGCGCGACGACGGGGUGAUGUACGCCAAGCGCCUGGAGAACGCCGGCGUGGAGGUCACACUCGACCACUUCCAGGACUGCUUUCAUGGCUGCAUGAUAUUCACCAUUUGGCCAACGGAUUUCUCGGCGGGCAUCCAGACCAGGAACAGCUAUAUAAAGUGGUUGGAUGAAAACCUCUGAAGGUGGGGGGGUCUCUCUGGAAGGCAACGGGGUGUGCGGCUCCGGUGUCCGCUCUUGAGAAAGAGCAAACAACAAAAAAAAAGUGCACUUUUUUCCUAAGUCAGACUUCGUCUGUUCAGCUGCAGCUGCUGGGGGUUACAGACCAAUAACUACAGCGUUCAUGGGCUCCAUUGGCCUUGCCCAGCAAAGGUUUUUGAGAAAUACUUUUUCAAACUUAGGUAUUUUAUUCUUUUCCCCACCUUUUUUUUCAGUUGACAAUUGCCAAACAUAAAUAAAUGUGGAGCAGGGAGAUCAGCAUUCCUGGAGCAUUCUUAACUGGCUGGAACUUCUCAAGCUUUGACUCUUAAUUAGGCACAAAGGCCCCAGUUUUCAAACGAGGUGAGAUAAAGCCUAACACCUACAGGUACAUCUGAAUUUGUAAAAAAGGGAGCUGCUUUUCAACAGUGGUGAGCACUUGGUGUCAAAAGCAAGUGUGAGCACUCUCACCUUUGACAGCAGAGCCAUGCAUUUGAAUGUCAAGCAUGGAUUUAGGUGUUGGCUUUUAGGCCCAUGAACAAAAGGCUUACUUAAAUUUAAAAAAAAAAAAAAAAAGAAGAUCCUCUAGGCAGUUAAGAUGAUGCUAGACAAGUCUCCUAGCCAAACAUUUCAACUAGUAAUUUAGCUUUGGAAUUUGGUCUUCAUUGCCUUUUAGUUAUUUAUAUUUUAUAAAAGCACAGGACUAAAUAUAUUUUCAAUAAAAAGUAUUACAGCAUACAUACAAAUCCACAUUUUUUUAUGUGAGUGAGCAUCAGAGCUGACUACUUAUUUGGCUAAAGAAUGUGACUUCGUCUGUGUUUAAAGCCUCAGCUUCAUGACCUUUUUACAGGAAAUACUGAGCAUACUAAAAAAAAAAAAUCUACUGUGUGGUUUGCACUAAUGUUUGUAAUUAAUAGUAGUUUUUGUUCAUUUACUUUGCUUUUGUGCUUGUGGUGUUUAUUUUAUUUCAUGCUUCCUGGAAGGAGGGAAGCAAGCAGAUAGAGGUGAGCUCUAAUCCGUAUGGAAGAUCUCAGUCUGAGCUCUGCAGCUGAACUUUGGCUUGUGGACUGCCCCAAAAUGCUAGGUGAGAUGGUCUUGCUCUUGUGCAACAAAUCUCUACGGUUUGAGCCAGUCUGUAAAUUCCAUACAAGCAGGACAGGGAAGUGAAACUGCUUACAACAGUUACUGCUUGCAGAAAUGAAAGUUGUGUCAAAACCCCUGGGUUUUCUAGGCAAAGGGGAGAGAAUGGCUGCCCUGUGAUUAAACAAGUGGAUUAAAUUCACCCUCAGCUUUACCACAGGCUUCCUGUGGGACCCCAGGAGAACAACUUAAUCUCCUUAUGCCUCACUUUCUUCUUCAAGAGAGAGGGAGCAGGAAUUUCCUACCUCACAAGGGAGCUGGGAAGGUGAACCCACAGGUGUCACUGGAUGUGAUGGUCACCAGCGGGCACUGAACCAGCUCCCAUAGCUUCUGGCUGUCCAUCCUUCCCUCGUAGCUGUCUCUGAGCAUCCUGCCCCACCAUGGGUGGUGCUGUGAGGCUGCUGGUCCUCUUGGGCAGGCAGUUCAUCACCAUCCUGGCUCCUCUCAAAGUACCACAAGGUGAUGCUGGGUGGUUGGUAGGAGGUCACGACAAAGGCCAUUUCAUUAGAGCUUUUCUUAUGGCAGGACUCUGAAAAGUUCUUUUUUAAUUAAAAAAAAAAAAAAAAA
Molecule: messenger RNA, 3052 nt
Organism: Calidris pugnax (ruff)
Lineage: Eukaryota; Metazoa; Chordata; Aves; Charadriiformes; Scolopacidae
Gene: NCEH1
Product: neutral cholesterol ester hydrolase 1
Exons: 5
Coding region: 104-1330 (408 amino acids)
Cellular component (GO): membrane
Molecular function (GO): carboxylic ester hydrolase activity
Source: RefSeq, a predicted model, not a curated record